Aedes albopictus (Asian tiger mosquito) is the source of this 1900-nucleotide messenger RNA. RefSeq lists its product as uncharacterized. The transcript has 2 exons. The record is from RefSeq and is a predicted model, not a curated record. The coding region runs from base 121 to 1770 and encodes 549 amino acids. Lineage: Eukaryota; Metazoa; Arthropoda; Insecta; Diptera; Culicidae.
AGCACAUGUCAAAACAUUUCACGCUGCCAUCGAUUUCGUGUUUUUUCUAGAGCAGUUUGUUGUUUAAAAGUUUAAAAAAGUGAUUAAAAGCUCGUAAAAUAUUCUUCAUAGCAUGAUUGGAUGCAAAUAGUUGUAAAAUUAAAAAGUGGAAACAAUUGCAAAAUGUGUGACCAUGAAAUCCUGAUCGAAAAAUGCGAAGACCAUCGAAAAAAGCAUCAGAAGUUCCUGCGGAUGUUCGACAAUGUCAUCCAAACGGUUUUGUGUAUGCAAUCCCUUAUGACCGAGCUCAACACCGGAUACAACGAAAUGCUCGAUCUGCUGAAGGUGCAACCGAAGCCCAAGCCAUCGCCCUCGCCACACAAACGUCGGAAAGCUCAGUCGUUCGAUUCGCCUUCAUCGGUGACGGUUGUCCAGAAGGAGGAAACUCCACGCAACCGGAGCAACCCCGAGGUAUCCGGAUCGGUUCUUGAUCAGAACAUCGACAACCUGCCGGAUACGGAGGAUUCGUUUUUCGCUCUGACACAGAGCCCAUCACGGAGGGAACCUUUGUCGCCGGUGAAAGCUCCGGACAAUGUUCCCAAGACUCCGCCGAAACGGGAUCCGGUUCGGGUGGAGCUGUUCGGUGGACAGGAAGAGGGCAAGCCAGCGGGAGGGGACAAGAAGAAAAGGAAGAGUAUGCUGUCGCUGAGUCGGUUCUCGAGUAGUUUUGAAACAUCACCGGAAACGAGCAAGCAGGCGGCUUUGCUUCCGUUGCGCCAAAAGUUGACCACUCCGAAGCCAAAGAGCUCGGAGCAGGAAAAUGUGGUUCCUCCACCUGUGGCGGGGAAAUGGACGGCGAAGAAGACGACCCCCGGCAGCGUCGGAAGGAUGGAUUCUACAUUCCGAAAGACGCCGACCAGCAGUUCCAAGAAAGGUGGUUCCUUGUUGAACCGGACCCGGAUGAGACAGACCAAGUUGAAGUUCCAGGACUGCAUGAACAAAUCCUUUGCGGACGAUGAAGAUGAAACGUACUUUGAUGAAUUUGUUGUACCCAGUCCAACAUCGGCAACGGCCUUCAGCGGAUCCCGGUUCUUGAAGAGCGCCAAGAAGAAAGAGCAAUCGACACUGAUUGCCCCGCCGAGGUCCAAGGUGAAGGACACUCCGGGCGAUGAGGACUUUGACAUCGAUCAAACCUAUUUCUCCGAAGCAGAAAAGGAUCUGACUCGACUGAAAACGGCGGCGCCUUCUGCAUCUCGCGUCAAAGUAGAACCUCUGACGCAGAAAAAAUCUCCACCAAAGUGUGCGGAACCGUCCCCGGUGCUGGCCAAAGACACGCAGGACCCUGACAGCACCAGUAGUGUCAUAUUCGUGAAACCACCAUCCCAGGACGAAAUCAUCACUAUCGAAGAAACGCAACCGAAAAAGGAAGACCUGUUCAUGAAGGCCAUCCGGGAGGAACGACGGAAGGACGACAACUCCCGUCUAUCGGUGCUCAACGUGAUGGGACCACCUCCCAAACGGGAAGUGAAAAAGGAAGAGAUCUUCGCGGCCAAAUCGGACUUCAAUGUGCUUCGGAAGCCAACGAUGAAAGUACCCUUGGUUCCGGCGGUAGCUGAACCACGACGCUGCCUCGACUGCACGAGACAGUUUAAAUUUUUGCUGAACUGUGGCCAGCCGGCGGAUGUGGCCCGCAGUAAGCUGCCCCUGCACUGCCGCGAGUGUCGACUGGCACAGCUCCACGAUACUCCGCCCGGGUUCUGGAAUCCGGAGUUCACUCCGACCCAAAUGUGACCGGAGCCAUCAUUGGUGAACGUGUGCCAUUCCCGCCAUUAUCUGACAAUACUCGAGUUUAUUGAAAGCUGGUUACUUUUUGAAUUAUGUUUGGUAAGAAAUAAAACUAUGAAUUUAAACAACUUGAAAA